Molecule: messenger RNA, 3847 nt
Organism: Cynoglossus semilaevis (tongue sole)
Lineage: Eukaryota; Metazoa; Chordata; Actinopteri; Pleuronectiformes; Cynoglossidae
Gene: mok
Product: MOK protein kinase
Exons: 12
Coding region: 251-1726 (491 amino acids)
Biological process (GO): protein phosphorylation
Molecular function (GO): protein kinase activity; ATP binding
Source: RefSeq, a predicted model, not a curated record
AAGCCGAUGUGGAGCAGAAACGCAGAUAGGUCCACACCUAUUAUUGGGGCACACACUGGCUGAACUGGUGUUGUGUGUGUGUGUGGGAGAGAGAGAGAGAGAGAAAGAGAGAGGUUGGCGCCUGGUAACGCAGUAAUGUAGUGACAAGAAGCAGCAACAAUAGCAGUGAUUAUACUCUCGCGGGAUUUACGAGAUAUUUGUUAUAAAAAAAAGCUGAUGGUGGGUCCUCUGGACUGUAUAGUGUGCACUGAUGAUGCACUACUCCAACUGGCUUAUCAGCUUGAAAAAUAGGGCGAGUCUUCGAAAUGCGUGCAGGACUCCGCCGAGCACGGACUGGAACAAGAGAGGAAGAAGCGUGGACAUGAAGAACAACAAUCCUUCACUGCAAAACAACGAAAAGAGCAAAGAACAAACGGUCACCACCCACCUCUGGAAAAAAGGCUACAAAAUAAUCAAGAAAAUCGGCGAGGGCACGUUUUCUGAGGUGGUGAAGACUCAGAGCCUGAUAGAUGGAAAGUUCUUCGCGUGUAAAACCAUGAAGCAAACAAUUAACAGCCUGGAGCAGGCCAACAACCUGCGGGAAGUGCAGGCGAUGAAGAGACUGAGUCCUCAUGCCAACAUCAUCCAGCUACAUGAACUCAUUUUUGACAAAGAAACUGGGACAGUGUCUCUGAUCUGUGAGCUGAUGGAGAUGAACCUCUUUGAGUUAAUACAGGGAAGAGAAACUCCGCUGCCGGAGCAAACAGUAAAACAUUACAUGUACCAGCUGUGCAAGUCACUGGAACAUAUGCACAGCUGUGGGAUUUUUCACAGAGACGUGAAGCCAGAAAACAUCCUCAUCAAACAAAACGUCCUGAAGCUCGGUGACUUUGGCUCCUGUCGGAGUGUGUAUUCCAAGCCUCCUCACACAGAGUACAUCUCCACACGCUGGUACAGAGCCCCCGAGUGUCUCCUCACAGAUGGUUAUUACAGCCUGAAGAUGGACAUCUGGAGCGCUGGCUGUGUCUUCUUUGAGAUCAUGAGUUUAAAUCCUCUCUUUCCUGGAGCCAAUGAGUUGGACCAGGUUGCCAAGAUCCAUGAUGUGCUGGGAACACCAGAUCAGGGUGUUCUCCAAAAGUUCAAGCAAUCGAGAGCUAUGCAUUUCAACUUCCACCCCAGGAAAGGAACUGGUAUUUCGCGACUUAUCCCCAACUGUCCAGCUCCAGCUCUGUCGCUGCUCUAUCAGAUGCUGGCGUAUGAUCCUGAUGAACGCAUCACUGCAGAAACAGCCAUGCGACACACGUACUUCAGGGAAAUCAGGCUAGCGGAGAAGAAAGCCGACAGAGUCGCAGCAGCUCUAGGGGGAGGAGAUACUGGUGGGAUUCACGGCUCUGUAGAGCACCUGUGGCGGCCAAGCAAACUCGGCAAACAGCUGAGGGCAAGACACGCAAGACAAACACCAUUAAUGAGUCACAACAUCAAGCACCCAGGAGAGCCACUCAUGAGGAGGAACAUCCCUCAUUAUCCCACAGAGCUGCCCAAGGUCAACAUGGUGGUACCACGAGCGCAGAUGCCCUUCCCCGUCUCCACGAUGCCGGCUUUCACGGGCAGUCACCGAGGCACUCUGCCGUCCAUCACCACUAAGAAGUGCCAGUCACAGUUGGCCAAGCCUCAAGAUGAGUCUCACAGCACUGCUUUUAAGACCUUCUACAUGCCUCCUCUGGACAGGAAACAAGGAGGCUUCUGAAAACCAAAGACAAUUUAGACUAAUUGCUCGACAGGAGAACCACACGGUGAGAGAACGGUUAGUGCUUCUGCUUUACAGAGAGAACAUCACAAAUCAGAGCUCUUCCUGUUUGUUUGUGUGGGUUUUCUCCUGGUUCUGGAUAUAAACUGACCAUAGUGUGUGUGAGCGUGAGUGUGAAUAGUUGUUGGUCUCUGGACAUGGUCCUGUCAUGGACAGGUGACCUGCUGUGAUUGGCUCCAGCUCAGUCUGCCACCCUGAAAAGGAUUAAAAGGUAGAAGAUGAACGAACGAACGAACGAACGAAUGAAUGAGUGAGUGAGUGACCUUAAAACCCUCUCACUGUGUCUCACUCUGACAUACAGGAUGUUGAGACGAUCACGUGUGAACCACACCUGAGGAUGACUUCUGUAAAGCAUCGGGCUACAUUCAAAUCACCAGGUCAGCAGUUAUUUAGAUAUAUUAUUAUUCCAGUAACAGCCAGUUCAGCAUGAAGACAUUUUAAAUAUUUACAGAGGUCUGACAUUUCCUCCAUUUAGAAACAGGAACUUGAGAAUCUCAGCUGAGAGGUCAUUAAAAAAACAAUUCUAUAUUCACUAAAAUAAGGUUGAAAUAAGAAAAGAAUAAAGAGCAGCUCAUCACACGGAAAAAAACACGUGGCAUGGACACAGAAAACCUGGUCGUGCAGAAUCCAAAACUGUUAGGUUUCAUCACAAUCUGAUCAAGACUCUGAACCAGUAGCAAAGGACGGCCCAUUGUUAUCCUUCAAACACCAUAAUCCACUAGAAUAAAACGGCCCUCCCCUUACUGAACCACUGAACAAUCACUUCUAUUCAAAUGAUCAGGUUUUGGACCCAGAGGCAGAGAUCAGAUUGGACAGAAGUGAUGUCAUACGUUGUGGGUCUCAAGUGUUUUCCCUCUUCUACAGUGUGAUGUGAGGCUAAUGACGUCAGUGUGAUUCUAUUGGAUUAUAAAGGGAGGUUAGUUAAGGUGCGCUGCCUGGGACAGUGUGGCCGGUGAUCUGAAGGUAGCCCGACUACACCGAUUCAGAACAAUCUUCACAGCCACCGUUGUAGUUUGUCACAUUGUGAACGUGUCCCUCAAAAAACGACUUUUUGCUGGUCCUGGUCAGAUGUCACAUGUUUACAAGUAAAGCAAUAACACAUUAGACAGGUUAAGAUGAGGUGAAUUAGGUGGUCAUUAACUUACCGUUUAAACAACUUAAUGUGGCUAUUAAAUGAUGCCACGCCCUUUGGACUUCCAGUUGGCCUUUACAACUUUUAAUUAGAAAUGAUUGGAUGACGUUUCUACCAUGUAAAAUUAUUGUAAAUGUUAAAGAAAAUACUUAAAACUUUAACCAAUAGAAGCUGUUGAUGUUGUUGUUCAUGUUGUUAAGCAAUAAAACACGACCAACUUCCAGAGCAGAACAGUUCUCACAGGAACACUGCUGUAUCAAUGUAUUUUUAGUAGCAGGUCUUCCUGUACAAAGGUAAACAGUAAAAAUAUUCACAGUAAGUACUUGACAAAUAUCCCUCACCACAAAAUCACCACUGAUAGUAGUUUGAAGGCACAUUUUGUGACUUUGCUGUAAAAUGUUUGAAAAAAAAGACCAUCAGAAAGAAAACGAUGUUAUAACCAAGAAUGAUUCCCUUUGUGUUAAAACUAAAUGUCUACAUUUUAUUGACUACUUUUUUGUAUUUGUAUUUUACAUUGUAAAAUGUAGCUUUGUGAAUAUUCUACUCCCCCACUUUUAAAACAUUGUGGCUUAAAAGCCACUCUGAGCUAUGAGCUCAUCAAAGAGACUGUGACCCAAUCUGCACUUUAUUAUUUUGAUGAAUAUGAUGCGUUAAAAAAAAUCACAGUAAAGGUAAAACAAAAAGAAAGAAGUUCAUUUCUAGGUCAUUGUUAAAAACACGUGAUGAAAACCUUUUUAUAAGUUGUGCAAAAAUAUACGACACAAAUGUCAAGAACAAGUGUUGGAAAGUUUUAAUGAUUAAUAGAGUAGGAGAAGGAAAAGAAAGUUCGCUUCAGCAGCUUUUUACUCGUUGUGUCGGUUAGUGAACAUUUAUUGGCAUCAGUUAAAAAAAAUCAACAAUUAAAAAAUAAAUACUAAAGUUGUGUCAAA